Molecule: messenger RNA, 1101 nt
Organism: Helianthus annuus (common sunflower)
Lineage: Eukaryota; Viridiplantae; Streptophyta; Magnoliopsida; Asterales; Asteraceae
Product: zinc-finger homeodomain protein 1
Exons: 1
Coding region: 292-975 (227 amino acids)
Biological process (GO): regulation of DNA-templated transcription; regulation of developmental process
Cellular component (GO): nucleus
Molecular function (GO): DNA-binding transcription factor activity; transcription cis-regulatory region binding
Source: RefSeq, a predicted model, not a curated record
AAGACAAUUCUCUCUCUCUCUCUCUCUCUCUCUCUCUCUAUCCAUCUCUCUCACACACACUAAAAACACACAUUUUUGCUUUAUUUUUUGCAGGCAAGGGUUAAUUCAUGUCCACACCCUCUUCCUUCCACUUAUCCUCAUCACCCCUAAUCAUAAACCUCACCACACCCACCCUAUUUCACUCUAAUUCAUCUUAGUACAAAUUGUUAAAAGGGGAGUCUCUAAACAACAAUUGUCAAGGGGGAGUCUGUUGAUGUAUAUUUUAUAUCGUAAGUGAUCAAAGAAAUUAUAAUGGAGUUUGACGAACACGAAGAGGAGCAAGAGGAAGUUGGAGCUCAAGCGAUCGGGAACUCGGGGAGAAAAAUCGGUGGAUAUAGGUAUAGAGAGUGUUUGAAGAACCACGCGUUAAGCGUUGGCGGACACGCACUAGACGGAUGUGGAGAGUUUAUGGCAGCCGGUGAAGAUGGUACUUUAGACGCACUAAAGUGCGCCGCAUGUAGUUGUCACCGCAACUUUCACCGUAAAGAAACAAACAUCCAACAACAACAACAAUGUCACCAACCGCACCAACAAGCGGUACAACACCAGUAUAUCCACCCACCCCCUUACUACCACCACCACGACCGACCGCCCGGAUACUUAAACAUAGCUCCGUCUCCGUACUUUCACCAUCAGCGGCCGCUAGCUCUGCCGUCUACAUCUAGAGAAGAUCUGGAUGAGAUCUCAAACCCUAGCUCUAGCGGCGGUGGUGGUGGGGGUGGAGGUGGAGGUAGCAGUUCGAAAAAGCGGUUUCGAACGAAAUUUACACAAGAACAGAAAGAUCAGAUGCUGGCGUUUUCGGAGAGAUUAGGGUGGCGGAUUCAGAAACAUGAUGAGGCUGUCGUACAACAGUUUUGUGCGGAAACUGGUGUUAAAAGACAUGUUCUUAAGGUUUGGAUGCAUAAUAACAAGCACACAAUUGGUAAGAAACCCUAAUUUUUCAAUACACUGGUUGAUGUUGAAAAGUUGGAAUUUUAAUAUGUGUGAUCUCAAGUUAAUUAAUGGUAUGUUGGUUUGGACAAAUUAUUAACAUGUGAUUAUCUAUCUUUUUUCUUGGACUUG